Messenger RNA from Xenopus tropicalis (tropical clawed frog), 1813 nucleotides. It is a transcript of the gene ccna1, whose product is annotated as cyclin A1. The coding region runs from base 54 to 1334 and encodes 426 amino acids. The transcript is spliced from 9 exons. NCBI's taxonomy places the organism in Eukaryota, Metazoa, Chordata, Amphibia, Anura, Pipidae. The record is from RefSeq and is marked provisional.
UCUGUGUUGGGUGCUUGUAGUUGCAGCAGUUAACUGAAACUUGAACAAGGAAAAUGCGGCGCAGUAUGGUAUCUGGUGGCCAUAUCCUUACAGCCUCCUCUCUGGUGGGAACCGGCAAUGCAUUCCAGAAUCAGUGCCUAGCCAAGGUAGAAGUUCAGUCUAACCUUCUGCCUCCAAGAGUUUCUCAAAGAACUGUGCUGGGAGUGAUAAGUGACAAUGACCAGCAAAAAAGAUCAGUUGGACAGGGUGGGGCCCCUGCAAAGUGUCUGCCUGGAAUUGAAAAUGUGCUUCCUUUCGCUGGAAAAAUCCUGCCAACAAACCCAGCACUUGUGGCUCCAAAGCCAAUCUUUACAGUGUAUGUGGAUGAGCCAGAGGAGCCAACAGAAACCUAUUCGAUUGAAGAGGAUUGUCCCACUCUGGAUGAAGUAGAUUCAAAUAUCGUGAAGCAGAACAUCCAUCUGCUCUUGGAUCUCAGUGCAGCUUCUCCGAUGGUGGUGGACACCUCUCUCCAGGCAAGCCCAGAAGAUGACUCCAUAACAGAUCCAGAUGCUGUAGCUGUGUCAGAAUAUAUAGAUGAGAUACAUCAGUACCUUAGAGAGGCUGAGUUGAAACACAGACCAAAGGCUUAUUACAUGCGUAAGCAGCCAGACAUUACUUCAGCAAUGCGCACAAUCCUCGUGGACUGGCUAACAGAAGUUGGUGAGGAAUACAAGCUCCGUACUGAGACUCUGUAUCUGGCUGUAAAUUAUUUGGACCGCUUCCUGUCAUGCAUGUCUGUACUCCGGGGGAAACUGCAGCUUGUAGGCACAGCCGCUAUCUUAUUGGCAUCAAAAUAUGAAGAAAUCUACCCUCCUGAUGUUGAUGAAUUUGUGUACAUAACUGAUGAUACAUACUCAAAGAAACAGCUGCUGCGCAUGGAACACCUUCUGCUGAAGGUUCUGGCCUUUGACCUUACUGUACCUACAAUCAGCCAGUUCCUGCUUCAGUACCUGCAGAGACGUGCAGUCAGUGUGAAGACUGAGCACCUUGCAAUGUACCUGGCAGAACUAAGUCUGCUUGACGUGGAGCCGUUCUUGAAGUAUGUUCCUUCAAUCACAGCUGCUGCAGCCUAUUGUCUUGCCAAUUAUGCACUCAACAAAGUGUUCUGGCCUGAAACACUGGAAACCUUCACCGGCUACACACUGAGUGAAAUAACACCUUGCCUAAGUGAUCUGCACCAAGCCUCUCUCCGUGCCCCUUUUCAGGCUCAGCAAGCAAUAAGGGAGAAGUACAAGACCCCCAAAUAUAUGCAAGUCUCUCUACUGGAGAUGCCAGCAGUACUUCCCCUGAACUGAAGCCUUCAGAGUGGAUACACACAGCACUUACCUCACGAUCAACAGUGUUGGUCUUAUUUUUUUUUUUAUGAAGACACUGCAGGCCAAGUGUCCAAUGGAGCCGUUUUAUUUAUUAACAUGUAUACUGAGACUCCUGUGCUUUUAUGAAAUAGACUUUUUAUUCUGUGUAAACUAAAGGACUUAUAUUAUAGACAAGCCUUGGAUAUUGGGCAGGCACAAUGUCUCUUGCUGUGGGAACUAGUCAUGUGGACAUCUGGCUAAUAAACAAGUGGAUGUACUAAAACUGAACCCCAGUGGGCACAGCAGACAUGCACUGGCUAACCACAGUACUCAAAGACUUAGAUAAUCCUGACUUCCUACAGUCAAGCUGCUCAAGGAAAUGGCUUUUUAUGAAUGUCAACACUGAAUAAGAGCGUCAUUAUCCAGGUUCUUUAACUUGUGAUGGUGUCAAGUGUUUUUAAUAAAAUUGAUUUACUCCU